This is a messenger RNA of Nycticebus coucang (slow loris), 978 nucleotides long. It is a transcript of the gene PPP1R1C, whose product is annotated as protein phosphatase 1 regulatory inhibitor subunit 1C. Gene Ontology annotation, cellular component: cytoplasm. Bases 258 to 587 code for a protein of 109 amino acids. The transcript has 5 exons. Gene Ontology annotation, biological process: intracellular signal transduction. Lineage: Eukaryota; Metazoa; Chordata; Mammalia; Primates; Lorisidae. The record is from RefSeq and is a predicted model, not a curated record. Gene Ontology annotation, molecular function: protein phosphatase inhibitor activity.
AUAGUUCCUUUCUGUAUUGUGCUGAGAGUAUCCCAGGGAUUGGUAGGGGAACAGACCAGCCAGGCUUCACUGUGGAUGUUGAAGAAGGGAGUUCCUCAACCCUCACAUCUUCACUUGCUCGCUCUGGAAUUACAGCUAUUUAUUACAAAGCACUCUGUGUAGCUUAGUGGAGUGUGUGUGAGGAAACACAUCCCGGACACCGCUGGGGGUUAGUCUUUCUGAGCUCUUCAUCUCUCUGACCAAUUCUCAUCAUCAUCAUGGAGCCCAACAGUCCCAAAAAGAUACAGUUUGCUGUGCCUUUAUUCCAGAGUCAGAUUGCACCUGAAGCAGCAGAGCAGAUCAGGAAAAGAAGACCUACACCAGCGUCCCUUGUGAUUCUCAAUGAACAAAACCCCCCAGAAAUAGAUGACAAGAGGGUGCCCAACACACAAGUGGAAUCACAGAAUGCCUCCCCUAAGCAAAGGAAGCAGAGUGUGUACACACCACCCACCAUGAAAGGGGUUAAGCAUCUGAAAGGCCAGAAUGAGCCAGCGUUCCCUGAAGAAGAAGAAGGCGUCCAUGAGAGAGAGGAGCAGUUGGACCAUUAAUUGCCCGGCUGCAGCAAGAAGGCUUCUUGGGGAUAAUGGAACUAUUAACUUUUUGGGAUAUCCCGUGGAACCCCACUGCUUGACUUGCAGAAGCAUCCUCCAUCUCUGCACUCCACACUCUCACAGUAUUACCCACCUCCUGGAAGCCUCCUUGACUGAACUUUAGAACUAAGUACAAAUAGUUCCACAGCAGUUACAAUUAAAGAAUAAGCAUUCAUUGUACAGCAAUUCUUUUCUUUUUAACUAGGUAGAAAUUUGCAGAAAUGUGACUGUUCUCACUUUAAUACUGCCAGAGCUUAAUCCCCGAUGUCCUACUGAAGAGGUUUGCAUUCUAAGGUCAAAUGUAAAUAGUAUCACUUUAAGAGUAAAAAAUAAAUAUUAAGUACAUUUA